Messenger RNA from Limanda limanda (common dab), 3263 nucleotides. RefSeq names its product PDZ and LIM domain 4 (gene pdlim4). Gene Ontology annotation, biological process: heart development; actin cytoskeleton organization; muscle structure development. Bases 150 to 1361 code for a protein of 403 amino acids. NCBI's taxonomy places the organism in Eukaryota, Metazoa, Chordata, Actinopteri, Pleuronectiformes, Pleuronectidae. Gene Ontology annotation, cellular component: stress fiber; adherens junction; Z disc. The transcript is spliced from 7 exons. The record is from RefSeq and is a predicted model, not a curated record. Gene Ontology annotation, molecular function: muscle alpha-actinin binding; actin binding.
GGAAAGUUUUCAGGGUCGGGACUUCGUUGCUUAGCAGCUCCAGGCGCAGGACUCCGACUGCCUCGGCUCUUCUCACUGCUCUCUACCAAGGAAGCGCGUCCUCUGUCCGUCUGUCCGUCUGUGUCCUCCUCUCAGUCUCCGUGGCCAACAUGUCCCACACCGUGACGCUGAAGGGACCCUCUCCCUGGGGCUUCCGCCUGGUGGGAGGACGGGACUUCAGCACGCCAAUAACCAUCUCCAGGAUCACAGCAGGCAGCAAGGCGGCCCAAGGCGACCUGUGUCCAGGCGACACCAUCCUGGCCAUCAACGGCGACAGCACAGAGAGCAUGACUCACAUGGAGGCUCAGAACAGGAUCAAAGCCUGCACUCGGCAGCUCGCGCUCAACAUCAUCAGGUCGGGAUCCGGAGACAGAGUGUGGUCGCCGACUGUUAGUGAAGACGGAAAGACAAGUCCUUACACGGAGCCUGACUCACAGAAUUUCCGUCCCAUCAACAGCGGAUAUGGCGGUUACAGCCGUAAACCUUCAUACACCCCCGAGCCCCCAUCCCCACCGGCCCCCCCGGCCCCUCAGCCCACUUACGCGAAUAACGGACACUCCAGACCCAACAAUGGCCACAGCUAUGGAUACGGAAACGGACACGCUCAGUACAACAACCCGACCGGGCUUUACGCUGGCAGCAACGGAGACAAGUAUCUGCCAAGCAAGAUGGGCGGCCUGAACCUCAGCGCCUCACACAGCCCAGAGCCUCCAAUGCAUUCUCCCGUCCAGCCUCUCUUCCAGCCGGCCAUGCAUUCUCCCAUGCAGCCGGCCAUGCAGCCUCCCAUGCAUUCUCCCAUCCAGCUUCCCAUGCAGUCUCCCGUGCAGCCUCCCAUGCAGUCCCCCGCGGGCCACAAUGGUUUCAACACACAGUCGGACGUCUACAAGAUGCUGCAGGACUACGAGGAGCCCGUCUCUGAACCCAAACAGUCCGGCUCCUUCAAGUAUCUCCAGGGAAUCCUGGAGGCUGAGGAUGGAGGUGUGUCCCCCACGGAGAGAAUGAGAAACUUGAAGUCUCCAAUCAGGUCUCCCAUCCCCAAACUGGGAAGCCCCAUUCCCAGUCCCAUGCCUGGUCUCCAGAAGCUCCCGCAGUGCACACGCUGCUGCAACGGCAUUGUCGGCACCAUCGUGAAGGCCAGGGACAAGCUCUACCACCCCGACUGCUUCAAGUGCGACGACUGCGGCAUCAACCUCAAGCAGAGAGGCUACUUUUUCAUCGAGGACAAUCUGUACUGUGAGACCCACGCCAUGGCGCACGUCCAGGCCCCCGAGGGCUACGACGUCGUGGCGGUGUACCCCAACUCCAAGGUGGAGCUCGUCUGAGGUGGAGGCGGAGCCGGUCAUUCUGUAAUAUAAGUGGGAAGCCAGGAUAUGGGAGGAUGGGUCUACUGAGUAUCUUAACCUGGGUUUUAUUUGGCUCCCUCUUGGAUCUUGGAGUUUUUACCUUUUCGCAGAGUCCUAUGAAAUGUGUGUUUCUACACUGACUGACCUUAUGAAAUGCAAAUAGGCAUCAGGCAUAUUUAAAUAUGCAAAAGCAUCUCCAACCCAUUAACAAGCUGAUAUUGUUCCCCACUCACCCAUUGAAUCCUACACACACACACAACUACCAGUUAAAGACGAAAACAAUGUUCAAAUCCACAUCACAAGCACAUUACUAGAUUAUCCCAUGUAAAAAGAAUACAACAAAUAAGCAUUGCAGUUAACACAAGAGAUGUUUGAGCUGAUUGGUCUGUUUGCUGUGAUGACGUGUGCAGAGGAGCUGCUGAAUUCCCAUUUCACCCAGUAUAACCACAGUUUCCCAGACAGAACACUCCACUAAAGGUAUUGGUGAUGUAUUGUUUCAUGCUUGGAUGGGUUUAAAGGCUUCUGUGUCUUUUUAAACUAUAACUUACAGUUACACACUAUACUCCUGCUGCCGUUGGACUUUUGCAUUUGUAAUUUACAUGUUCAUUUUUCAGACUUUUAUACAGUUACGCAAACUGGGGAGCAUCUCUCUUUGAUUGUCACUUUUUUUUUGUUUUUGCUCACUUUUCUGUUACGUGUAAUUCAUUAUAAGCCGAUCGGGGAUGGAAUGUGCGUCAGUUUGCUUUGAGGUGUGGGUUUGCUGAACUAUAACCUGCAGUGGACGCCUCGGUACACAGCUAUGAAAACACCACCUUCUGAAAUGUCAACAAAAACUGCAGGAGCCAUUUUCAAAGCUCUGCAAGAGUCGUGGUUAAGAUUAAGUAAAAGAUUUGAGCACAAAAAAAAACCUGAAUUCAUUUUCAGCAAAAUUGCCACAAAUGCAGUGAAUUUAUUCCCAACAAAGGAGAUAAAGUGCUUCUGGCUCAUGCACCUGACUGAGAGAGGAGCUCUCACACUGAAGAAUUCCAGUUCACGGAGGAGAGAGCACGGAGUUCAGCGGGUGUGUUUAUUAAAAACACUAGGGGUUAAUGCUCGCCACAUCCUUUAAAAGCAACCAUGUGCAUUCGAGGAGAUAGAGCCGUAGAAAACUGUUAGAAACUCAUAAAGUGGGGCUCCACAGUCGACAACAUGUGUGAGCAAUAUUCUCUGUGUGUAGAGGGUUGGACCCACUGCGGAGAAACAGCACUGUUCCUCUUUUUGGAAGACGGAGAGAGAGGCAGAAGUUGGAGGUCUGCGUAGUUUUUUAUUCCCUUCCUACUUUGAAUUCAGAUUUCUGCUCACAGCCAAGAGAUAAAUGAAAUAUUUUUGUACUUGUCUUUUAAAGAGAGAGAGAGAGAGAGAGGGAAGGAGGAAAGAAAUGAGGGGACGGCGCAAGUUUUCUUCCAUUGACACUUUCCAUUGUUUUUUUUACGAUAUCAUUCUUGGCGUGUUGUGAACUGGGUGGAGAAGAGGGAUUUGUUUCUUUUAAAAAAACUUCCUAACAAAACUACUUGGAUCAUUUCAGAUGAGAAAAUGAACUGUGCCGUGCUGAUAUCCGUCUUUUUUGUUUUUUUCUAGAUAUCAACAAUGUCGUGUAGCCACUGGUAUGCCAUCUGUACUAGUCACCUUGUAAAUUAUGUGAAAAUGAUAUUGCUACCACAUUGCUCCUUUGGUAUUGUAUAUAUUUGUUUUUAAUCGUGAUUGCUUUAACAUACAUUAAACAUGUGUACUCACAUGCCUUUUGCAUAGCCUGUGUCUUUACAUGAUUUCUUUGACACAAAUCCUCUUUUUGUGUUUAACUUAUUGUUCUACCAACACGUGUUUUUUUCCUGGAUAUUCUUA